GUGCUGGGGAGUUUGGGGUGUCCUUUGGGGUGCUGUGGGUCUAUGAGGCCGCUGGGUGCCAUCUUACAGCCCCCAGCCCACCCUACACCCCCCAUUUUCUUCCCACAGAGCUUCCAUUGCAUUUGGCACUGGGGGGGACCCAAAGCAGCUCCAGAUGUGGGGGUUGUAAGGGGGGGACGGGGGGGGUUCAGCUGCUUUUCCCAAUGGGUUUUCAGCUGAAUCGGGAGCUGGCUCCGUUCCCACUGCAUCCCAUGACAACGGGGUUCGUGUUGGGGUGGUGGGAGACAGAUUUGGGUGCGGGUGAGGGCGGGUUUGUGGUUCCGGGUGUGUUUCCAACGGGGAUGAGGUGCAGGGAGAGUGCAAACCGGGGCUGAGGGCACGAGCAGAGCAGAGCAGAGCCUGCAGUGUGGGGCAGCACUGGGAACCGCUGCUGUGCCGCUGCGUGCAAGGAUGGGUGUGCAUGGGGAGGUGUGCAAGAGGAAAAUGCCCCCCAGAGCCCACGGUGGGGCCGUGCUGGUGCUGCUGAGCCUCUCGCUGGGCCUCGCUGCCGAUGAGCUGCAAUGUGCAUGCGACAUGCCGCACUGUCCCGCACCCACCUGCACCGGCAAGGUGUGCUUCGUCAGCAAGAGGAGGGAGGCAGGGAAGGUCACCCAGCACAAGGGCUGCUUCUCGGACCACCUGCUGGAGAACUGCCGGCCCUACGUGAUGGAGCACUUUGGCACCCGGUGCUGCAACGCCAGCAUGUGCAACGCUGAGCUGGAGAUCUACCUGCGAGGAGAAGAAGCCCUGGGAGAGUCUCCUUCCCUUUCCAACCUCCUCCUGCUGAUCUUCAUCCCGCUGCUGACGCUCCUCGUCCUCGCGGCGCUCACCAUCCUCUUCUUCUGGAAGCUGGCCCAGCACCGCCGCAAGAGGCUGCUCCUCUUCAAGCACAGCGACCUGGGGGACACGGACUUGAUGCUGAAGGCAUCCAUGGUGGGAGACAGCACGCUGGAGGAUUUGCUGAACGAUGACUGCACCACGGGCAGCGGUUCAGGGCUGCCCUUCCUCGUCCAGCGCACGGUGGCCCGGCAGAUCUCCCUCGUGGAGUGCGUGGGCAAAGGGCGCUACGGCGAGGUGUGGCGAGGCGUGUGGCACGGGGAGAACGUGGCCGUCAAGAUCUUCUCCUCCCGGGAUGAGCAGUCGUGGUUCCGUGAGACCGAGAUCUACAACACCGUGCUGCUGCGGCACGACAACAUCCUGGGCUUCAUCGCCUCCGAUAUGACCUCGAGGAACUCCAGCACCCAGCUGUGGCUCAUCACCCACUACCACGAGAACGGCUCGCUCUACGACUACCUGCAGAGGACAACCCUGGACGUGGAGACCUGCCUGGGCUUGGCAGCCUCCAUCAUCUGCGGCCUCGUCCACCUCCACGUGGAGAUCUUUGGCACGCAGGGCAAACCCGCCAUCGCUCACCGUGACCUGAAGAGCAGGAACAUCCUGGUGAAAAGCAACCGGCAGUGCUGCAUCGCCGACCUGGGUCUGGCCGUCAUGCACUCCCAAGGCAGCGACUACCUGGACAUUGGCCACAACCCUCGGGUGGGCACGAAGCGUUACAUGGCCCCAGAGGUGCUGAGCGAGCAGAUCCGCACCGACUGCUUCGAGUCCUACAAGAAGACGGACAUCUGGGCAUAUGGGCUGGUGCUGUGGGAGAUCACCCGGCGCACGGCCGUCAAUGGCAUCGUGGAGGAGUACCGCCCGCCCUUCUUCGACGCGGUGCCCAGCGAUCCCAGCUUCGAGGACAUGAAGAAGGUGGUGUGCGUGGAGCAGAGGACCCCCGCUGUGCCCAACCGCCUCUUCUCUGACCCGGCACUGCGUGCCCUGCCGGGGCUGAUGAAGGAGUGUUGGUACCAGAGCCCAGCAGCACGUCUCACCGCGCUGCGCAUCAAGAAAUCGCUGCAGAAGCUGCAGCACUCCCUGCACGACCCCAAAGAGGAGCGCUGAGCCCCAAAGGGGGUGUGUGUGUGGGGGGGGGGGGGAUGCAAAAGAAAAAGCAAAAAAAAAAAAUAAGCAGAGCAGCAUUUUCCUGCUGUUAUCACAGCACCCAACUGCACCCACAGCCCAGGGUGGGUGUGGGACCGCCCAUUUAUUUAAUGACCCAAAUGUAAUAUAUUUAAUAAAGCACAGCGCUGUCGUAGCACUUCA
This is a messenger RNA of Gallus gallus (chicken), 2181 nucleotides long. RefSeq names its product activin A receptor like type 1 (gene ACVRL1). Gene Ontology annotation, molecular function: ATP binding; transforming growth factor beta receptor activity, type I; SMAD binding. The coding region runs from base 451 to 1980 and encodes 509 amino acids. NCBI's taxonomy places the organism in Eukaryota, Metazoa, Chordata, Aves, Galliformes, Phasianidae. The transcript is spliced from 10 exons. Gene Ontology annotation, biological process: cellular response to growth factor stimulus; dorsal/ventral pattern formation; BMP signaling pathway. Gene Ontology annotation, cellular component: plasma membrane; BMP receptor complex. The record is from RefSeq and is a predicted model, not a curated record.